Xenopus laevis (African clawed frog) is the source of this 1476-nucleotide messenger RNA. It is a transcript of the gene rnf34.L, whose product is annotated as ring finger protein 34, E3 ubiquitin protein ligase L homeolog. Lineage: Eukaryota; Metazoa; Chordata; Amphibia; Anura; Pipidae. Gene Ontology annotation, molecular function: ubiquitin protein ligase activity. Bases 303 to 1391 code for a protein of 362 amino acids. The record is from RefSeq and is a predicted model, not a curated record. Gene Ontology annotation, biological process: proteasome-mediated ubiquitin-dependent protein catabolic process; protein K48-linked ubiquitination; negative regulation of extrinsic apoptotic signaling pathway via death domain receptors. Gene Ontology annotation, cellular component: plasma membrane; cytosol; nuclear speck. The transcript is spliced from 7 exons.
UGGAAAGCCCGGACAUAAAUGAUUACCGGGUGACGGCAAUUUGCAUGUCUGUUAGAAACCAGCUGUACAGCAUCCAUACAAAACAAAUGUUCGUUGCUAAUAAUUAAUAUAAUAAUACGCUGACCAGGAAAAGCAUCGUACGGAAAAUGAUUUGCGCUUCCUGGACUGACCUCUAGGUGGAAGUAGCGGAUAAGUGAAAGUGAGUAACUGAACCGGGAGAGCAUAUUCAUAUUUAUAAAUUGUACGACAGGAAAAGCUGAUGGUUGGUUGUCAGGGAGCUGGUCAGUGUGGAGCGCUGUGUCAUGAAGUCGGGGGCCAGCUCCAUGUGGGCUUCUUGCUGUGGCUUGCUGAAUGAAGUCAUGGGUACUGGAGCAGUGCGAGGUCAACAGACAGGUUUCGCAGGAGGAACUGGCCCUUUUCGAUUUGCAUCAAAUACUGAUUUUUCUCCAUAUCCUGCCUCGUCUUCUAGCAACAUUGUGUGUAAAGCCUGUGGGCUAGCAUUUUCUGUCUUCAGGAAGAAGCAUGUGUGCUGUGAUUGCAAGAAGGAUUUCUGCUCUGUGUGCUCUACACCUCAGGAGAACUUAAGACGUUGCAGUACCUGCCAUUUGCUACAGGAGACAGACUUUCAAAGGCCUCGGCUUAUGAAGCUUAAAGUAAAGGAUCUGCGGCAGUAUCUAUCCCUUAGAAACAUCCCAACUGUCAGUUGCAGAGAAAAGGAAGAUUUAGUAGAUAUGGUACUGUGCCAUCAUGGCCCCUGUCCAACAGAAGACAUGGACAUUAGUAUGGACAGCUCUGCAAGAUCUCAGUCCUCUAGCUUCUUACCACAUUCAAUUUUCUCUUCACCUCCUGUGCCUUCACCAUCUGUGUCCUCAUCUGAGGGAGAACUAUCUGAAAGAAGUGGUAGCACAGCCACAUCCCAGGGUACAACUGAAGCAAUCUCAGCAUCUGAUACAGAACCCCAAGAACCACAGACAGCUGAACUGUCUCGAAAGCGAGCAAGAGUGUCCCUGUCAGAUCUUUCAGUGCUGGAGGAUAUUGAUGCGCUCACAAUCCGACAGCUAAAGGAAAUCCUAGCUCGGAAUUUUGUCAACUACUCAGGAUGCUGUGAGAAAUGGGAACUGGUAGAAAAAGUCAGUCGCUUAUACAGAGAGAAUGAAGAGAACAGAAAAGCUUUGCAGAAUUCAGAAAGUAAAGCAGAUCCAGAGAAAGUACGGCGCUCAUUGACUGGUAGUGAGGACAACCUCUGCAGAAUUUGCAUGGAUGCAGUUAUCGACUGUGUGCUCCUGGAGUGUGGUCACAUGGUGACGUGCACUAAAUGCGGGAAGAGAAUGAGCGAGUGUCCAAUCUGCCGCCAGUAUGUGGUGCGCGCUGUCCAUGUAUUUAAAUCUUAAAGGGGUUGUUCACCUUCCAAACACUUUUUUCAAUUCAGUUGUUUUUAGAUUGUUCCCCAGAAAUAAACUUUUUUCAUAUACUUUC